Messenger RNA from Seriola dumerili (greater amberjack), 5571 nucleotides. It is a transcript of the gene trim37, whose product is annotated as tripartite motif containing 37. The record is from RefSeq and is a predicted model, not a curated record. The coding region runs from base 237 to 3095 and encodes 952 amino acids. Gene Ontology annotation, cellular component: aggresome; peroxisome. Gene Ontology annotation, biological process: negative regulation of centriole replication; protein autoubiquitination. NCBI's taxonomy places the organism in Eukaryota, Metazoa, Chordata, Actinopteri, Carangiformes, Carangidae. The transcript is spliced from 25 exons. Gene Ontology annotation, molecular function: ubiquitin protein ligase binding; tumor necrosis factor receptor binding; ubiquitin protein ligase activity.
CCAUAGUGUCACUUCUGCCCUCACACAGCGGAACCGAGCUUUAUUUUAGUCUCUGAAUGUCGCUAAACCAGCGGAGACGAUCCCUGCUGUGCGCUAGUAGAUGUAAUAUAUAAUGUAGCACCGUUUUUCAAGUCGUUUGCUUAUCAGGUGUGACAGACGAAGCCGAGUCUGGGAAGACCACUGGCUACGACUUCUUUUGAUUUGUCCUUGAGAUCAACAGCUUCAAACUGGCUGACAUGGAUGAACAAAGUGUUGAGAGCAUCGCUGAGGUGUUUCGCUGCUUCAUCUGCAUGGAGAAACUGAGGGAUGCUCGCCUCUGCCCACACUGCUCCAAACUCUGCUGCUUCAGCUGCAUACGACGAUGGUUGACGGAGCAGAGAGCCCAGUGUCCACACUGUCGGGCUCCGCUCCAGCUGAGGGAGCUGGUCAACUGUCGCUGGGCAGAGGAGGUCACCCAGCAGUUGGACACCCUGCAGCUCUGCAGCCUCACCAAGCAUGAGGACAAUGACAAGGACAAAUGUGAGAACCACCAUGAGAAGCUGAGUGUUUUCUGUUGGACCUGUAAGAAAUGCAUCUGUCAUCAGUGUGCUCUGUGGGGAGGCAUGCACGGUGGCCACACUUUCAAGCCUCUGGUGGAAAUCUAUGAGCAGCAUGUGACCAAGGUGAAGGAGGAGGUUGCCAAACUCCGCCGCCGGCUCAUGGAGCUUAUCAGUCUAGUGCAGGAAGUGGAGAGGAACGUAGAGGCUGUCAGGGGAGCGAAGGAUGAGAGGGUCAGAGAGAUCAGAAAUGCAGUGGAAAUGAUGAUCGCUCGUCUGGACAACCAGCUCAAGAACAAACUCAUCACCCUCAUGGGCCAGAAGACGUCCUUGACCCAGGAGACGGAGCUGCUGGAAUCUCUCCUGCAGGAGGUGGAGCAUCAGCUUCACUCCUGCAGUAAAAGUGAACUCAUCUCCAAGAGCCCAGAGAUCCUGCUCAUGUUCCAGCAGGUCCAUCGGAAACCCAUGCAGUCCUUCGUAACCACACCGGUCCCUCCAGACUUCACCAGUGAGCUGGUCCCUGCCUAUGACUCCAGCACUUUUGUUUUGGUCAACUUCAGCACCCUGAGGCAGCGGGCUGACCCAGUGUAUAGCCCUCCUCUACAGAUAUCUGGGCUCUGCUGGAGACUUAAAGUCUACCCUGAUGGAAAUGGUGUGGUCCGUGGAAACUACCUGUCUGUAUUCUUGGAACUUUCUGCUGGACUCCCUGAAACAUCAAAGUAUGAGUACCGUGUGGAGAUGGUCCAUCAGGCCUCCAGUGACCCAACCAAGAACAUCAUUCGGGAGUUCGCCUCAGAUUUUGAGGUUGGUGAAUGCUGGGGCUACAACCGCUUCUUCCGACUGGACCUUCUGGCCAGCGAGGGCUACCUGAACAUGCAGACCGACACACUAGUCCUCUGCUACCAGGUUCGCUCACCCACCUUCUUCCAGAAGUGCAGAGAUCAGUACUGGUACAUCAGCCAGCUGGAGUCGGCCCAGAGCGGCUACAUACAGCAGAUCAACAACCUCAAAGAGAGGCUGGCCAUCGAGCUUUUUCGCCGUCAAACAUCACGCAGCUCCUCGCCCCCUGACCUGAGGCUCGGUGGAGGCACCACAGCCUCUGAAAGAGACCCUCGCUCAGUGAAGAGUGACGAUGACAUCCAGGCCACUUUGACCAACACUAAGAAAGGCGAAGAGGAGGAGAGGACCCAGCAGGAUGACUCUAAUGAGCUGUCGGACGGUGACUUGGAGGUGGAUUGUCUGACAGAGGAGGAGGUGAACCCACUGGAUGGUAGCAGCACCUCAGGGAGCUCCACAGCCACCAGCAACACAGAGGAGAACGACAUAGAUGAGGAGACUAUGUCAGGAGAAAAUGAUGUAGACUUCAUUGGGAACCUGGAGACGGAGGAAGGAGAGCUUCCCGAUGACUUGGCCGGAGCCACAGGUGGUUCCAGCUCCAGUGGACGUUCAUUACUUCGCAAUGCUGCCGCUGGUCGUAGUGCGAGUAGUAGCGGAGCUGCUGCUUGUGGUGCUGUUGGGCCAGGCAGCAACAGCCUCCUGGAGAUUGACCCGGUCAUCCUGAUCCAGUUGCUGGACCUGAAGGAGCGCAGCAGCGUGGAGUCUCUGUGGGGGCUUCAGCCACGGCCUCCUGUGUCUCUCCUGCACAGCCAAGCUCAUCCUCACUCCAGGAAAGAACGAGAGCGGCGGCCUCAGGUGGUGCGACGAUCAGCUCCAGACUCAGGGGUCCUGAUCCGCCUCAAGGCUCAGAUGGCAGAAGUCCGUAGCAAGAUGUCUGAUGUCAAGAGUCAAGUGCUGGAGGCUCGGGGGACCACAGAGCCCAGGCCUGGCCCAUCAGGGGCCUUCAGCGUGGAGGAUGUACCCUCUCACCAUGCUGAUUCAGAGUUGCCAGCGUGUCGUAAGCCGAGUGAGCUGGACCUCCUGGGGAGAGCAGCUGUAGCUCGGUCCAGGCCCUGCCGCCCUGCCAGGAAAUCUCUCUCCCCUGUCCUGGACAGCAGUGGUUCUCUGGUUGUGAAGAGGAGGAGUCCAGAGGAGAUGGAGAAGGACCUGAGAGGGGCAGAGGCAGCCUCAGAGCUUAGCCUGCAUCCCAAAGACGGGCUGGGAGGUGCAGAGGGAGUGCUGAAGUCUGAGGGCACCCAGGGCCCCCUAGUGUCUCUUGGCAGUUCCUCAUCAGAGCAGGCCUCCACCUCCAAGCAGCAGUACUCGGUGGAGCAGCAGCUGUAUGGGACCUCAGGGCCAAAGGAUGACAUCUUCUCCUUGGGGGGACCAACCUACAUGACUGCCAGCAAGAACUGUGGCAGUAGGACCCUAGGGGCAGCCAUGUUGGACUGUGAAUCUGAAAGCUCAGGGAACUCCCAUCAGUCCUUGCUGGAGGGACCCGCUUUGCAGUCACAGUCAAAUGAAGAUCAGUCGCCCUCAGUCCUGGUGGCAGCAACAAGCAGUGACAGCGACACUGAGGACGAGGCCCUGCAGAGCAACAACUCUCGCUACGACAACCAGACUCCUCCCUGCACAGGAGAGCAGCUUCUGUCUGAUGACAUGAGUCUGCCUGCUGACAGGUGAUUCCCUCUCAGUCUGUCAGACCUGGCAACCCGCUGCUUUAUUCUCAGUGGCCACACAGCGAUGCAAUAACGGCCGGAGACAACACACAUGCUAGUUACACAGAUCUGUAGAGUAGAAGCUGCUUGUUUUGCAUGAACUCAAAAUGAAGACAAUUUAACAACCUGGCUGUUUGAUCACCUGUUUGUCCAGAAAUAGAAUCAUUUCUUUUGGUGUCCUGAAUAUUUCCAGAAUUGGACCACGACAGAAAUAAUGAUAAUGACAGGCCAGUUAAUUAACUUUUUAGAUGACAGGAUAAUAUCAAUUCAUUGUCUUUUUUAAGAGAGAGAACCAACAUUGCGAUUUUGCGACCUCUCUUAAAAUUGGACUUUGAUACUAUUUCUGUCUACACUCAGUGACUUGACUACUCAAUGUUGACCUCAGAAGUUUGAUGUUUCACCCUGCUGCAUUUACUGGUCAUCAUUUAGGGUUGUACUUGACUAUGACUACCACAGCCAUUUGUGCGAUGACUGAAUCUCUAAAAAUGUCAAGGGCAUGAAAACUGUUUUUCAUUUCACAUUUUACCUGGACUACAGGGCAUUUAGUCACUUAAAUUAACUUUAAACACAAGUCUGUUACCUUCAGUGUACAAAUGCUUUUGUAAAUUGGACUAAGUCUCCAACAUAUUUGCAAGUCUAAGGAUAAACUGUACAUAAUCUAUAGCCUGUCCAUAAGAGCUUAGUGUUUUAUAACCGCAUUCUGUUGUAUAGUUCGGUCUGUUUUGGGCUUCAGCCUCGACACCUUCUCAACUUCCUUCAGCCAUGCACCUCCCAGUAAAGGUACUUAAAAGACUUAAUUCAUUCCUCGAACACUCUGUCUUAGUGACACUGCAGCUUGUCAACUGCAUAAAUUCACUGCUUCCUUUCCUCAAGUAGCUUUCCUGCAUAUUUAUGUAAAUGCCUUCACCCUUAAUAACAGUUGCAGCGGCAACUGCAAUUUCUGUCUUCAUUUGACAUUUGAAAAAGGCUGAUUGAUCACGUCACAUGGAUUAUAAAACGGCUGCUGGCUAAAAGUUUGAAGCAUGAUGCCGAUCUGACACCAUAACAAUGUCCAUGUAGGUCUUUUUGCUUCGACAUCUGCUUGGACAUCCCUGACUGGAGCUACAAUUAUUCAUUCUUAUUAUUACUAUUAUUAUUAAUGUUAAGUUGUAAAAAUAGUUUGGCAUUUUGGGAAAUAUACUUAUUUACUUUCUGGCGAAGAGAUAUCACUAUCAUCGGUACACUAAAUAUAAAGCUACAGCUAGCAGCGGGAGAGCCUAGCUUAACACAAAGGCUGGAAACGAGGGUAAGCAGCUAGCUUGGCUCUGUCCAAACUUAGCAAGAUCCACAUCUACUUCUCCCUCAGAUCCUACUGUGUUGACAUGGAGGUAGUCUCUCCGGACUGGAGAUUAACACUAAAUCAAACAGCACUGCUUUCUACAGGUGGAAACUUUGAGCUAGACUGCACCAUUGGCCAAAGUCAGUUUUUUUUCCAUCAGAUGUCAAAUGCAAAAAUACCUGCAAUGGGACUUUUUCACAGCAGACAUUUAGAUCUGUCACAGUAGGAAAAGUACAGCUGUUACUAACAGAGUGAACAAUGGCUCUCUCAUAUAUAAGUAAGCCAUGACAUUUAACCAGCAUGAACAAUACCAGGACCCUGAAACUGAAGCAGGUAAAUAGUGUUCAUCUUAAAUUAAAGUUAUUAGUAACACCUGUUUUGUUGCUGUGACGCAUCAAAUGUCUGCUGUGGUCUGUACCUGGUUCUGCUUAUAUGUUCUGUUUGACCUCAGUACUCCCAGUACACAUGGCAAACACUGAUGAAAAAUGGUGCCCAUAAUAGGGAGAAAAUGUCACAUUGACAUGCUAUGUUACAGCUGAUGAAGUAGAGAACAGAAGAACGACAUGCUUAACAGACUUUUUUGCACUUUGUAAGACUGUUGUUUUACUCUGAAGUGGACCCUGUCCUUUUCAUUGAGCCAUAUCUUAUUUUGAAGGCCCCUUAAUAUUUUAGAUCAAAGAAAUUAUAUUAUAUAUAUAUAUAUAUAUAUAUUGUACGCUUCUACAGUCAUUAGUUUACAUUGUAAAUAUCUUGGCAUAUAAGCUUGCUGUACAUGUGCCUGAAAGUGCAUGGCUUUAUUGGCUGGAUUGAAAGAGGAAGGAAGUUGUUCUCACCAGACAUGUCAGGUCAAACAGAAAUCCAGUAAAGUAAAACUGAUGUUUGAAAUGAUUCACCUCUACAGUUCUAGUCAAGCUGAUCAUGUGAUUUCGACUUUUCCUGUGUUACUGUUGCUUCACAAGUUAAUUUACAUGAUGGAGGCGUGGGAAACACCGUUUAUUAACCUUUUCUCUUCUUUGUGCUUGUUGUGUCAAAAGCUACUUUUGUUUUUAACGUUCACAGACUGCACUGUGCAUUAUUUGGUGUGUACAUUUUCUUUUUGUGUAAUAAAUAAAAUGUUUUAUGA